AUGGCCCUUCUCCUUGGCUUCCUGCUGCUGCUGGGGCUUUAUGGGGACACCAUGUCAGAGGGGCCACCGCCAUCAUCCACAUACAUUCCUGAUGGUUUGGAAUUUGAAUUUCCUCCAACGAACUAUGAGACCAAAGAUUCUUAUGAAGCUGGACCCACUGGCAUCUUCUUUCAAAUUGUGCACAUCUUUCUUCACAUGGUGCAGCCGAAUGUUUUCCCUGAGGAUAUUUUAAGAAAAGUUUUACAGAAGAAGUUUGACCUAUCAACGGAUUAUGAGAAGCCAGAAAAUGUAGUCUUGAUUCUGAAGAUUAUCUACUAUGAGAUCGGGAUUAUUAUCUGUGCUGUCCUGGGAUUGCUGUUUAUUAUUCUGAUGCCUCUGGUGGGGUUUGUCUUUAGUUUGUGUCGUUGCUGUAACAAGUGUGGUGGAGAAAUGCACCAGCGACAGAAGAAAAAUGGGGCCGCCCUCAAGAACUACUUUACACUCUCCCUCUUGGUGAUUUGUAUAUUUAUAAGCAUUGGUAUCAUCUGUGGUUUUGUGGCGAGCCAACACAUAAGGACUCACAUCGAAAAGACUCGCAAAUUGUCAGAAAGUAAUUUCAACGACUUGAGAACCCUCCUGAAUGCAACUCCAGGGCAAAUUGACUAUGUACUGGACCAGUAUACCACCACAAAGGCAAGGGCAUUCUCAGAUCUGGACAAUAUUAAGUUGUUGCUGGGAGGCGGAAUUUUCGAACAGCUCAAACCUAAAGUGGUCCCUGUGCUGGAUGACAUCAAGGCCAUGGCAGAAGAAAUCCAAGAGACCAGAGAAACCCUGGUCGAAGUGAACAGUAUCUUAAUGGACAUGAGACAGUUACCUGCAAAUCUUAACAACAGCCUGAGUAACGUUAAAAGGAACCUGGAGCAAGCACUCACUGACCCCAUGUGCUCUGUGCAUCCAGUAAUGACCACUUGCAGCAACAUUAUGAACUCUCUAAGCCUUCUGGAUGGCAGCAUCGAUUUUGAUCAGCUCCCAUCUUUGGAUGAACAAAUUGGUAACCUUAAUGAUAUUCUUCAAACAAAUUUGUCCAGCCUAGUCCAAAAGGGCUAUAAAUCUUUUAAUGCUAUACCUGGGAUAGUGCAAAAUGAAACCGUGAACAUCGUAUCAGAUGUCAAAAUGACAUUGGAUUCCAUUGGUUCUGAUAUCAAAAAUAUAAGCAAAAAUAUUCCUAUUCAGGAUAAGCUGUCAAAUUUCAUUCGUUACCUUAAUGACACUGAAAAUUACAUCCACCGCCAUUUACCCACUUUGGAAGAAUAUGAUUCAUACAGGUGGCUGGGUUGCUUGGUUGUCUGCUGUUUACUGACCCUUAUAGUGAUUUUUUAUUUCCUGGGCUUGUUGUGUGGCAUGUACGGCUACGACCAGAAAGCCACCCCAACCAGACGAGGCUGCGUCUCAAACACUGGAGGCAUCUUCCUCAUGGUCGGGGUUGGAUUCAGUUUCUUGUUUUGUUGGCUAUUGAUGACCAUCGUGGUUCUGACCUUCGUUGUUGGUGGAAAUGUGGAAAAACUGGUGUGUGAACCUUACCAAAACAAAAUGUUAUUCCAGGUUUUGGACACACCAUAUUUACUAAAUGCGGAUUGGAAAUACUAUCUUUCUGGCAUGGUAUUUAACAAACCAGAUAUUCAUCUCACUUUUGAACAAGUUUACAGUGAUUGCAAAGAAAAUAAAGGCAUUUAUGCCACACUUAAGCUAGAGAACACCUACAAUAUCAGUGAACAUCUCAGCAUUAAAGAGCAUACCGGAAACAUAAAUAAUAAUUUUGAAAAUAUGAAUAUAAGAAUUGACAAUAUAGUUCUGCUGGAUGAGGCAGGAAGAAAAAACCUUAAGGAUUUCGGUUCUUCGGGAAUAGACAAAAUAGACUAUGGUGCCUUCAUGGCUGUGACUGGGAAAAAUCCCACAAAAGUGAAUCUUUUAUCAUUUGCAAAUGAUCUAGAAGUAAAAGCCAACCCUUUGCCCCCAGGAAAUUUGAAACAGACCCUGAAAAAUAAUGCAGGAAUCUUAAGAAAUAUUCAUCGUGAGGAAAUCAUUCCUUUGCAAAAAUUGAUGAGUGCUGUGCACCAAAAAUUGAAGGAGCUUCAACAGAAAAGCAGUGGAUUGGGGGUGAAAGUGACCAAUAUCAUUCUCCUUUUGGAUUCUGCUCAGGACUUCAUCACAAACCAAAUCUCCACAAUUAUUGCUGAAGAAAGUAAGAAGUAUGGGAAUACGAUAAUGAGCUACUUUGAACAUUAUCUGCAGUGGGUCAAGCUCUCUAUCACUGAGCAAAUGGCAGCCUGCAAACCAGUGGCCACCGCUCUAGAUUCGGCUAUUGAUGUCUUUCUGUGCAGCUACAUUAUUGACCCCCUGAACUUGUUUUGGUUUGGUAUAGGAAAAGCUACCGCAUUUUUACUUCCGGCUGUCAUUUUUGCUGUAAAGCUGGCUAAGUACUACCGUCGAAUGGAUUCUGAAGAUGUAUAUGACGAUGACGUUGAAACUAUACCCAUGAAAAAACUCAUGUCUCGAUUUAUUGGCCUGUCCUACAGCAAGCAGUACGAGCUUGGACUCAGUAACAACGUCACAAGCUAG
Molecule: messenger RNA, 2598 nt
Organism: Mesoplodon densirostris (Blainville's beaked whale)
Lineage: Eukaryota; Metazoa; Chordata; Mammalia; Artiodactyla; Ziphiidae
Gene: PROM1
Product: prominin 1
Exons: 25
Coding region: 1-2598 (865 amino acids)
Cellular component (GO): prominosome; cell surface; cilium
Molecular function (GO): cholesterol binding
Source: RefSeq, a predicted model, not a curated record